UUGGUGAAAUUAUUUAAUUACCUAGCAACGUUACUUUGUCCCUCCUGCGGUUUGUUCUGGUGUAUUGAGGGAAUCAAGACAGAAGUACUCAGCUGAUUUGUGGUGACUAACGUGUUAUCUAUCACAAGCAAAGGUACCUAUAAAAAAAUGUUCAAUCCUACAUAAAAUAUUAAAAAUGCCGCUAUUACUACUGUCUCCAAAGACAAACAGGAGUUUUAAGGUGCGAGAGUUAUUCAGAUGCUGAGAAGUCUCCUCAGAACUGAAGAUUUUGCGAUGAAGCUUUCGGACUCCAGCAACACUGACAAGGGACCUUCCAGGGAGCAUGGAAAGAGUUAACCGGAGGCUGCGGCUGCAGCAGCAGCUCUGCUGGUGACCAUUUGCACGCCUGCAAGGUACAGUCCCAGCAGACACAUUAUCAGAUUAGGGGAAGGCAAACAAACCGAAUUGAAACCAUUCUUCAGCGAGUCCAACCUCUUCUUCCUGUGAUGUCAUGCUACAAAUUGCCUGAGCUUUUUUUCUCUCCUCUCCAGAAGGAGCCGGGCUGGCGAGAGGCUGCCGGGUGCUCUGCAGGAACAAACACGCUCUGGAAUUUCAUUUCUGCCCUGGCGAGCAGCUUGCUUUGCUUUCCGCCCCAUGGGGCGAGCCAGGGAGCAAGCACUCAGAGGAGCCGACCAGCUCGUUUUACAGAAAGAAGGCUGAGGGAGAAAUGCAAGCACCGACACUUUGCGGCGUCCAGAAAUUUGUUUUCUAAAGCAUACACUCCUGGUAAAUUUGGAUGGACAAGACUUUGCCAUCAUGAUCUGCAGCCAAGAGUAAGGCAGAAAGUUCGACAUCGGCUUCAUUGAAUCGAGGGGGAAAAUGGAACUAAGCAAGUGUCGGAAUGACCUCAUCUGCCACAAAUGACAUGGUUUUUUGACUUCUGAAGACCGGCUAUGUGAUUACAAAUAGCACUUGGAAGAGAAGAGUGACCUCUUGGUGAUUACUGCUGGAGAUGCACUCCCCGGCUACAGAGCUUGUGUUUCUUCUCUGAAGCUUUACAGUGCAACAAACUCACCAAAGCAUAUGGUUCCAAUGCAUCUGCAAGUUCUUCUGGAAUUUUAAAAAAAAGUUGCCAUAAAAAUACCAGAGAAACCUCCAAAUCACAGGAAUUUUAAAUAUACCAUUAUAAUGGUAAGCUCUAAUUGUUCCACUGAGGACUCCUUUAAAUACACUUUAUAUGGCUGUAUCUUUAGUAUGGUGUUUGUUCUCGGCCUCAUAGCAAACUGCGUUGCUAUCUACAUUUUUACUUGUACAUUGAAAGUGCGAAACGAGACUACAACUUACAUGCUUAAUUUAGCAAUUUCGGAUCUGCUUUUUGUGUUUACGUUACCCUUCAGGAUUUAUUACUUUGUAGCGAGAAACUGGCCAUUUGGGGACAUUCUUUGCAAGAUUUCUGUCACCCUCUUUUAUACGAAUAUGUAUGGGAGCAUUUUAUUUCUGACUUGCAUAAGCGUAGAUCGCUUUUUAGCUAUUGUACACCCCUUUCAAUCUAAGACGCUCCGAACCAAAAGGAAUGCCAAAAUUGUCUGUGCUGCAGUGUGGAUAACCGUGUUAGCAGGCAGCACACCAGCAAGCUUUUUCCAGUCUACAAACCGCCGUAACAACACGGAACAAAGAACGUGUUUCGAAAACUUUUCGGAGGACACAUGGAAAACCUACCUAUCCCGGAUUGUUAUCUUCAUUGAAAUAGUUGGGUUUUUUAUUCCACUCAUCUUGAACGUGACCUGCUCUACUAUGGUCUUGCGGACUUUGAAUAAACCACUUACAUUAAGUCGGAAUAAAUUAAGCAAGAAAAAGGUACUCAAAAUGAUUUUUGUCCAUUUGGUGAUAUUCUGCUUCUGCUUUGUGCCUUAUAAUGUCACCUUAAUACUUUACUCCCUUAUGAGAACACAGACCUGGAUCAAUUGUUCAGUGGUAACCGCAGUCAGGACUAUGUACCCCGUCACUCUGUGCAUCGCCGUAUCAAACUGCUGUUUUGACCCUAUAGUCUAUUAUUUUACAUCUGACAAUUCAAAAUUCGAUAAAAAAGAACCGGUCCACUAGGGCACGGGACAUCAGAUUAUCUGAGAGCCCAGUUUCGGAAAACUUCAUUCAACACAGCCUUAGGACCAUAAAAACAAAAAUAUUUGACAGUGACUCUACG
Messenger RNA from Egretta garzetta (little egret), 2182 nucleotides. RefSeq names its product lysophosphatidic acid receptor 6 (gene LPAR6). The record is from RefSeq and is a predicted model, not a curated record. Gene Ontology annotation, biological process: positive regulation of Rho protein signal transduction; phospholipase C-activating G protein-coupled receptor signaling pathway. Gene Ontology annotation, cellular component: membrane. Gene Ontology annotation, molecular function: lysophosphatidic acid receptor activity. NCBI's taxonomy places the organism in Eukaryota, Metazoa, Chordata, Aves, Pelecaniformes, Ardeidae.